UUCUAAACGAUUUCAAGAAAAAGUGCUGCGAAACGAACCACCUCCUUCCAGUCUUGUCCAGCCAGAAAACGUCCGAUUGCUGGAAGUGACUCGAGUCUCCUGCAUCGCAAUUUCAAGAUGGCGCAGUUGUAGAAACUAGUGAGGCUUGGGAAGUGCCGCAUAGUACGCCAUCUAUCUUGUCCAUAUCCCAUGAAACACGGUGCCCGGCAUAGUGUCGACUGCUUUAACAACAACAAGUCUCUUCUUCCAAGUCAUGAAGUUUGGAUUCAGAUGGAUAAGAAGAUGGGUGCGAUCACGCUCAAGCCCCAUUCCAGUCGAUAAAGCAGAGCUGUGGGAAAAAAGGAUUGCCUUUGCAUACUUUUUCUUUGCUUGGAAUCUUUUGGCCGUUGUUGGUUACCAAUAUCUCAAUGCUGAUAAAUUGGGAAUUAAAAUUGAUACUGAAGAGACUUUGGCUGAAAAACUGAUCAGGAAAGCCAAUAUGCAGAAUGUAACCUUUUACAGAAUGAAGAACUUGAGCUAUGAAGGGAAAAGAAAUGUUGAUGCAGGAGAAUUAGAGGAGAAACACAAACAACGACUUGAAGCAUUGGCGUUGGCAGAGAAACACAAAGAAGGAUUUGAAGAAUUAGAAAAGUCAGAACUUGAAUGAUUUGCAUUAAUACAUAGUUGUAUAUUAUUAA
Daphnia pulex (common water flea) is the source of this 677-nucleotide messenger RNA. RefSeq lists its product as uncharacterized. Bases 254 to 646 code for a protein of 130 amino acids. Lineage: Eukaryota; Metazoa; Arthropoda; Branchiopoda; Diplostraca; Daphniidae. The transcript has 4 exons. The record is from RefSeq and is a predicted model, not a curated record.